AUGAAAUAUGUUCCUCCUCAUUUAAGAGUUCACAAUGAAGAGAAAGCUGAGGCUCCUGCUGAAAAUGUUGUAGAGGAUUUGAAAGAAAAAGUUGUAGAGUUAAAAAAAGAAGAGAAAGAAAUUGAUACAGAUAGUAGCACUGAAGGAGAUGAAUUUGAUAUUGUUUUAAAUAGUGUUGUUAUUAGUCAAAUAUCUAAAAAUAAAGACUUACGUGGAGAGUUGUUAGGUUACUAUAUAAAAAAUAAUGAUGAUAAGAAAAAGAAGAAGAAGAAGAAAAAAAAAAAAGCUAAAAAUAGUAAUAAUGAUGAUACUGAAAAGAAUGGUAAUCAAGAAAUGGAAGAUGAUGAUGAUGAAGAUGUAGAAGAUGACGAUGAUGAAGAUGUAGAAGACGACGAUGAUGAAGAUGAUGAUGACGAUGAUGAUGAAGACGAUGACGACGAUGAUGAAGAUGAUGAUGAUGAGGAUGAUGAAAAGAAAAAUAAGAAAAAAAAUAAAAAGAAUAAUAAAAAGAAUAAAAAAAAAGAUAAUAAAAAACCAAAUGUUGUAGAUAUUAAUCAAUCAUUUUGUGUUAGUAAUAUUGAAGAUAUAUGUAUUGAUAAAAUUAUUAAAUUAACAAAUAAAUAUGAAUUACCAAAACAAAGAUAUAAUGAAUUAUUAAAUAAUUUAACAUUAUAUUUUAAUAAAAAUAAAUAUGAAGAAGAAGGAGAAAAAUAUAUUAAUGAAGUAAUAAAUUAUUAUGAAGAUUAUGUAAAUAUUAUGUCAGAAUUGAAUUUUGAAACAACAUCUUUUGGAUUUUAUAUAAAUAUUAAUGAUAUAAGAAAAAAAGAAGUAUUAGUUACUUUAUUAUUAUGUUCUCUAAUUAAUAAAAAUUCAUUUGUUUUAUGUUUCUCAGAAAAAUAUGGAAAAUUAAUUUUUUCAGCAUAUAAAAUAGAUGUUGAUGUUAUAUUUGAAAUUAAAAAUCAAAUAAAAAAUUCAACUUUUAAUCAAUUUAAUGAUAUCUUGAAUGUAGAAUUAAAAAAAAAUGGACUUAAUAGUAAAAAUAUUUUACAACCUAUUCCUAUUAUAAUUAAAAAUUCGGUUAUUAGUUCUAUCUUUUUAAAAGUACUUAAAAAUAAAAAUAAAAAUUAUAUCUCCUCUCUAGAUUAUUUAAAUACAUUAGAAGUUGAUUCUUUAGAAAACCAUGUUCAUGAAACCUGUAAAUCUCUUGAACUCUUAAAAACUGAACAAGAAAAAUUAAUUAAAUAUAAAAAAGAUGUUUUCAAACAAUUACAAACACAAAAAGUAUACCAAGAAAAAAAGAAACUUGAAAAAGAAAAAAAUAAAAUUGUUCAUGAUAAUCCAGAUACAAAUGAUGAAGAUAUCAACAUGCAAAAUCUAUUCAAAAAUAUUCCACAGCCCUCAUUAUUAUUCCCAUAUGUAUUAACAAUGAGUAACAACGUACUAAAUGAUAAUAUUAAUAAUUUGUGUAGCCAUGCUAUAGCCAAGUCUUAUUUGUACUAUAAAAAUGCAAAACCAUAA
This is a messenger RNA of Plasmodium adleri (nom. inval.), 1518 nucleotides long. Its product is annotated as conserved Plasmodium protein, unknown function. Lineage: Eukaryota; Apicomplexa; Aconoidasida; Haemosporida; Plasmodiidae. The record is from RefSeq and is a predicted model, not a curated record. Bases 1 to 1518 code for a protein of 505 amino acids. The transcript has a single exon.